AUGUAUAUCCUCGAAGAACUCAAGGUAUUCAUCUUGAGAGCAAAUGGAUUGCAUGAUGUCAUAGGGAAACCUCAAGCCAAAUCGGAAUUCUCCAACUCGCAAGUAAUUGACCUCUCAGACAAUAGUUUAAGAGGUAAGUUACCAUCUGAGUACUUCAAUAUUUGGAAUGCCAUGAAAGUUGCCAAUACAAACAGCGUAUCCCCAUACAUGAAUGGUAACACAAACUUCCAAUAUAGAAAAUGUCCGUGGUCUGAUUAUGAAGCUACAUUGGCUAAUAGAGGCAGGAGCUUAUCCCCAUAUAUGAAUGGCAAUAGAAACUUUCAAAAUAGAAAAUUUCCGUUGUCUAAUUAUGAUAAUUUUGAAGUUACAUUGGCUAAUAAAGGCAGGGACCUAAUAUAUGAGAAUCUUCCAGAUUCCAUGUCAUUUAUUGAUUUGUCAAGCAACAAGUUCCAAGGUGAAAUCCCUGAAGCCAUUGGUGAUUUGAAGCUAAUUCGUGUGCUUAACCUUUCAAAUAACAAUCUCACUGGUCAUAUUCCAUCAUCAUUGGGGGAAAUUAAGAACCUUGAAUCUUUGGACCUCUCUCGAAAUAAGCUCUCGGGAAAAGUCCCUGAGCAACUAGCCAACAUUAACUUCCUUGAAGUCCUCAAAGUCUCUUAUAACAAUCUUGAAGGGCCUAUACCUCGAGGAGCACAGUUCAAUACGUUUAAUAAUGAUUCGUACGAGGAAAAUUCAAGAUUGUGUGGAUACCCUUUGUCAAAAAAUUGUGGAAAUCCUGAAGUCUUGCAGCCCCCACCUCCCUUGGCCUCCGAAGAAGACGAAGGAAUUGAGACUUCGCUCAAGUUUGGUUGGAAGAUAGUUUUGACAGGAUAUGGUGUUGGGCUAAUAAUUGGCCUGUCUCAUGGAUACAACUUCACCGCAAGGAAACAUGAGUGGUUCAUUAAGGUCGUCAGAAAGUGGCAAAGGUUUGUGUAA
Messenger RNA from Theobroma umbraticum, 972 nucleotides. The record is from RefSeq and is a predicted model, not a curated record. Lineage: Eukaryota; Viridiplantae; Streptophyta; Magnoliopsida; Malvales; Malvaceae.